AUGGCAGAUCAACAGUUUUCGGAUCUAGAGAUUUUACAAUUAGAUCAGAUUUCAUUUGUUUCAGUUUCAUUCGGAUGUGUAGGUGCUUUGUUUAUCAUUAUAACCUAUAUAUUGUUUAGAGAUGUUCGGUCGUUUGCUUCGACAUUGAUAUUCUAUCUCAGUAUAUGUGACUUGAUGGCGGCACUAUCAUACCUACCAUUUGGGAGAGGUUCUAAAAUGGCAUGCGACAUACAGGCAAUGGGAUUACUCUUUUUUUUGACAUCUUCCUACUUUUGGACAAUGUGUAUAUCAAUAUCACUUUUCUUGGUAUUCUUUACCAAUCGAUAUGAACUAGGUUACCUAAUGAAAUAUUUUCAUUAUAUAAACUGGGGAAUACCUUUAGUUUUAACAUUAAUCUCUUUAAAGUUUAAUAUAUUUGGUAUAACUGGAUCUUGGUGGAAAAUAUCACAACACGCCAAUACUAUUGUGUCGAGGAUGAAUGUUAUAGUUUCAUUUUAUAUUAUAGCCUUUGCAAUCUCUCAAUUACCAUCGAUUAUCAAUAGUAUUCAGAAUUUCUCAUCACCAAACAAUCCUGUUUUUGGUUUAUUCGCUUUUCAAUUAAUGUUACAACCAUUACAAGUAUAUGGAGUGAAUGAAGGAUUUGUUUCAAGAUAUAUCGAGUUUUUUGAAAAGUAUGUUUGUAGAUGUAGAAAGAGUAGAGAAUAUAAAGAUACACUAUUGGAUAUCGAUAGGGAGAGUCUGAUCAUCACCUACGAUGAUGACGAUGAGUUUGACUCACUCUUGAAUAGCAACAGUAGUGGUAGUAGGAGAUCAUCUCAAUCACAUCAACAACUACAAAAUAUAAGUGAAAUUGAUGAUUUCAUAAUUGAUGACUAUAACUAUAAUAAUGAUAAUAUUUAA
Messenger RNA from Heterostelium album PN500, 900 nucleotides. Its product is annotated as cAMP receptor-like protein. Gene Ontology annotation, cellular component: plasma membrane. Gene Ontology annotation, molecular function: G protein-coupled receptor activity. Bases 1 to 900 code for a protein of 299 amino acids. The record is from RefSeq and is a predicted model, not a curated record. The transcript is spliced from 3 exons. Gene Ontology annotation, biological process: adenylate cyclase-activating G protein-coupled receptor signaling pathway; cell surface receptor signaling pathway. Lineage: Eukaryota; Evosea; Eumycetozoa; Acytosteliales; Acytosteliaceae.